ACAGUCAAUUGUCUAUUCCUCCUUUUCGAAUCCUCCCUGCACGAUUGCUGGCAUUGUUGGUGCCCCCACGACCCGGCAUCCACUGCAACUCGCCAAUAUCACCUAGUGUGCGGUCGACUUGGUGCCGAUUACAGCUUUUGCGCUCGAUUCCGGUCCGCUCGGGACCUUUGCCUCGGACCACCCAUCCGCCGGCAACAGCCUUGCUAGAGCACGUCAGACGUCUGUACGGCGCGUGAUAUAAGACGUGCGCUUGUCCGCCGGUUUGAAAUAACACUAUGUUACGGUCGUCUUUAGGGGUAGGCCGAGGCCGAAUCCCGGCUUUGCAGAAACCCGGACGCUUGCUGAGAUCGGAUAGCGCUCUGCUCCGCUGGAGCCAGAUCAGACGAGCUGCCUCGACUGUCACCCGACUUGAGAACUUCCCGGAGAUUGGAGAAGGGAUCCAUGGGUUCACCGUCCAGGAAAAGAAGCACGUCCCAGAAUUGCAUCUCACGGCAAUCCGGUUAAAGCAUGACAAGACAGAUGCGGACUACAUCCAUGUGGCUAGGGAAGACAAGAACAAUGUCUUUGGUAUCGGGUUCAAGACGAAUCCCCCAGAUGCGACCGGCGUUCCUCAUAUCUUAGAGCAUACUACCCUAUGCGGAAGUGAAAAAUUUCCCAUUCGCGACCCCUUCUUCAAAAUGCUGCCUCGGUCCCUCUCGAAUUUCAUGAAUGCCUUUACCUCUGCCGACCACACCACCUAUCCUUUCGCCACGACGAAUCAGCAGGACUUUCAAAAUCUCCUCUCGGUUUAUCUCGACGCCACAUUCCACCCGUUACUGAAGGAAGAGGAUUUCAGGCAGGAAGGAUGGCGGCUGGGACCGGAGGAUCCUCACGCCAUUCGGGCCCGUGAAGAGCAGUCGCAGGCGGACCAGACGCCAGAGGAUAUCCUUUUCAAAGGCGUCGUAUACAAUGAGAUGAAAGGCCAGAUUUCGGAUGCCAACUAUCUAUACUACAUCAAAUACAAGGAGAGCAUCUUUCCCGCACUCAACAAUUCGGGAGGAGAUCCUCAGUACAUCACCGAUUUGACUCACAAGCAAUUGGUCGACUUCUCCAAACGCAAUUACCACCCCAGCAAUGCCAAGAUCUUCACUUAUGGUGACAUGCCGCUAAGCGCUCAUCUUCGACAAAUCGGGAACGUGCUGGACGGGUUUCAAAAAGGCGAGGCUGAUACGGCCGUCAAGCUGCCGGUCGACCUCACUCAAGGUCCUCGAAGCGUGACUGUCUCAGGCCCAAUCGAUACAUUCGCCAGCGAGGACAAGCAGUACAAAACAUCCACCUCCUGGUACAUGGGAGAUACUGCCGAUGUUGUCGAGACCUUUUCAGCCGGGAUCCUGUCCUCGCUGCUCCUGGACGGUUAUGGGUCACCCUUGUAUCGAGCCCUGAUCGAAAGUGGCCUAGGCUCUUCAUUCACCCCUAACACGGGCCUUGACUCGUCAGGUCGUGUACCCGUCUUCUCAGCUGGUGUUACUGGUGUGAGCGAAGAGGAAGCGCCGAAGGUUAAAGAUGCCAUUCAGAAAGUUUUCGAGGGGUGUCUUUCGACGGGAUUUAGUGACGAAAAGGUCCGAGGGUUUCUCCACCAGUUGGAGCUCGCUCUGAGGCACAAGACCGCCAACUUUGGAAUCGGAGUGAUGGAGAAGACCAUCGCUUCGUGGUUCAAUGGCUCCAACCCCAUGGAGGAGCUUGCUUGGAAUGAGGUCAUUGAUGAGUUCAAACGGAGGUACGACAAGGGCGGCUACCUAGAGUCUCUGAUGCAGAAGUAUCUCAUGAACGAUAACUGCAUGACUUUCACAAUGGUUGGCAGUCCCACUUUCAACAAGGAGCUAGACGAGCAAGAACUAGUGCGGAAGGAGAAGAAGCUCAACCUGCUCAUUGAGCAGCAUGGCUCCCUUGAGAAAGCCAUUGCCAAGCUGACAGAGGAAGAGCUUCAAUUACUCAAAACUCAAGAGGAGGCUCAAAAUGCGGACUUGGGUUGCCUGCCCUCCCUUCAGGUUGCGGAUAUCUCUCGGGAGAAAGAGCGCAAGCCAGUUCGGGAGUCCAAAGUCGACGACGUAGAUGUCGUCUGGCGUGAGGCUCCUACUAACGGUCUGACCUACUUCCAGGCGCUGAAUGCCUUUGAAGACCUUCCAGAUGAUCUCCGGCUACUGAUGCCACUCUUCAACGACUGCAUAAUGCGCCUUGGCACGGCAAACAAGUCAAUGGAGCAGUGGGAAGAUCUCAUCAAAUUGAAGACUGGCGGAAUCUCCACAUCCUCAUUCCACACUUCGUCACCAACGCAGCUGGGGAAGUUUGCCGAAGGCCUCCAAUUCUCUGGGUUCGCCUUGGACCAAAAUAUUCCGGAGAUGCUGGAAAUCCUAACUACGCUGAUCACUGAGACGGAUUUCACCAGCGCCGGUGCACCGGCUAUGAUUCAGGAACUGCUGCGACUGACGACGAACGGCGCCUUGGAUGCGGUGGCCGGGUCAGGCCAUCGGUACGCCCUCAAUGCCGCGGCAGCAGGUCUCUCGCGUAGCUUGUGGGUCCAAGAACAGCAGUCCGGGCUGGCUCAGUUGCAAGCUACAGCCAACCUGCUGCGCGAUGCGGAAACGUCACCAGAGCGGCUUGCAGAGUUGAUUGAGAAGCUCCGUCUAAUUCAGUCGUUUGCCACCUCCAAAUCUUCGGGUCUCCGUGUCCGUAUGGUCUGCGAGCAAAGCAGUGCCAAACAAAACGAGUCGGUUCUACAAAAAUGGCUUGCGGGCUUACCCCAAAUUCGCUCACCAACGUCUACACCCAGCAGUUCGGCUAUCGGCCUGAGUGCACACAAGGCAUUCUAUGAUAUGCCUUAUAAAGUCUACUACUCAGGAUUGGCUAUGCAAACCGUCCCAUUUACCAACCCAUCCAAUGCGACACUCAGCGUCCUCUCCCAGCUUCUUACGCAUAACUACCUCCACCCGGAAAUCCGCGAGAAGGGAGGCGCGUAUGGUGCGAGUGCCAUGAAUGGGCCAAUCAAGGGGAUGUUUGCUUUCACCAGUUAUCGGGAUCCCAACCCCAUCAAUACCCUAAAGGUUUUCCAGAAUAGCGGGGUCUUCGCUAGGGACCGAGCUUGGUCGGAACGGGAGCUCAACGAGGCGAAGCUGGGCAUUUUCCAGGGCCUUGAUGCCCCCAUGAGCAUCGACGAGGAAGGCGCGAGAUAUUUUAUGAGUGGCGUGACUCAUGAGAUGGAUCAGCGCUGGAGAGAACAGGUUCUCGAUGUCACGGCCAAGGAUGUCAACGAAGCUGCCGAGACAUUCUUGGUCCAGGGCUCACAGCGGUCGGUCUGUCUGCUCGGUGAGAAGAAGGACUGGGUUGAACUGGAAGGCUGGGAUUUGAGAAAGCUUUCUAUGAACGUCUCUGGCGAAUGAGUCCUAACAUAGCGGCGGUCCGGCAGGGACAGCUAGACUGCCAAGGGCUUCUGAUAUCCUGCUUCCACCUAUCCCAUUCAUGUAUCCUCCCUUGGUAGCAUCCGGCCCGUCGGCCCGGCGUACGAAAGGCUACGCCCGGUUAGCCAUUCGGAACCGGAACAGGUAAUGUUUCGGCCCUGCAUCAGGAGGUACGGUGCAUGGAUCAUUGGAUGCGAAGAAUCACAUGAGGGAGGAGUUCGAGAUGGAAUGGGGAGGACAACGAAAAGGAGGUACUCUCCGAGGUUGAAGAGUUGAAAGAGACACACGUGUUUCUCUUGUAGAUACUAGUUCUUACUCCCGCAAAUUGAAUCGACCCUUGUCUGGGCGUGUUCUAGGAGCCUAUCGGAGCCCGCUACUGG
Aspergillus ibericus CBS 121593 is the source of this 3814-nucleotide messenger RNA. It is a transcript of the gene cym1, whose product is annotated as pitrilysin family metalloprotease cym1. The record is from RefSeq and is a predicted model, not a curated record. The transcript has a single exon. Gene Ontology annotation, molecular function: metal ion binding. NCBI's taxonomy places the organism in Eukaryota, Fungi, Ascomycota, Eurotiomycetes, Eurotiales, Aspergillaceae. Bases 276 to 3416 code for a protein of 1046 amino acids. Gene Ontology annotation, biological process: protein processing. Gene Ontology annotation, cellular component: mitochondrial matrix.